AAAGCUCAGCCAAACGUUCGGGUCCACCAGCUCGCCGUAACUCGUAAACGACCCCAGUGGCCCAUCACACCCUCCGCCCACUCCCUCAAGCGCACGGCCACACCAUCCCCGACGACCACCAUGGCGGCCGCCUCCCUCUCCCGCCUCUCCCGUCGGGCCACCGCCGCCGCGGUGGCGCCCUCACUCCGCCGCCUCCUCUCCGCCACCUCCACGGCCUCUGCCUCCCCCGCCGUGCCAUCCACCCCGCCGCCCCCUAGCGCGGCCACCGCGGCGGCGGUGGGUACGGAUCGGGUCCGGUGGGACUACCGCGGGCAGCGGCAGCUGGUGCCGCUGGGCCAGUGGAUGCCCAAGGUGGCGGUGGACGCGUACGUGGCGCCCGAGGCCGUGUUGGCUGGGCAGGUCACCGUCCACGACGGCGCCUCCGUCUGGAGCGGCGCCGUGCUCCGGGGGGACCUCAACAAGAUCACUCUCGGGUUCUGCGCCAGCGUCCAGGAGCGCUGCGUCCUCCACGCCGCCUGGUUGGCACCCACAGGACUUCCAGCUGAGACACUUGUCGACCGGUAUGUGACAGUAGGUGCCUACUGUCUGUUGCGCUCAUGCACCAUCGAGCCCGAGUGCAUCAUUGGUCAGCACUCCAUCCUCAUGGAAGGUUCAUUGGUCGAAACGAACUCAAUCCUUGAAGCUGGUUCCGUUCUGCCCCCUGGAAGAAGGAUUCCAACUGGUGAACUCUGGGCUGGAAACCCGGCUAGGUUUGUUCGGAAGCUGACCAAUGAGGAGAUCAUGGAGAUUCCAAAGCUUGCCGUAGCCAUCAAUGAUCUGAUGCAAAGUCAUUUCUCAGAGUUCCUCCCGUACUCUACUGCUUAUUUGGAGGUGGAGAAGUUGAAGAAGUCGUUCUCAAUUCCUCUGUAAGAGCAUGCUUUCCCCUCGCCCGGGUAAAUGAAUGAGGAAAUAAAGGUGCCCAAUUACUAGAUGUUUUGUAUUGAGUCUAACUUGUACUCUGGGUUGAUCUGUUACGUCGUGAAAUUUUUGUUCAUUGUUGUGAGCUUGGGGACACACUUGGAGGAAUCAUGUCUUUGUAUCUGUUUACCCAAUGUAAUGCACUGUUCUCAGUAGUGCAUUUCGCUGCGUGUUCUUUCA
Messenger RNA from Phragmites australis (common reed), 1137 nucleotides. RefSeq names its product gamma carbonic anhydrase-like 2, mitochondrial. The transcript is spliced from 2 exons. The record is from RefSeq and is a predicted model, not a curated record. Lineage: Eukaryota; Viridiplantae; Streptophyta; Magnoliopsida; Poales; Poaceae. Bases 121 to 909 code for a protein of 262 amino acids.